UUAGGGCCGUUUCCUCAUUGGUCUCUUUAUAGGACUGCAGUUGUCACCUCUGAGGCCUGUUUCUGUGACCAGCUUUCCACCCCUUGCUCUCUCUCCAGGGUCUGGAAUGAUGCUGUGGCCGAAUCCUCAGCCGUUUCUCCCCCUUUGCGAUGGAGUGGGACUGAGUCAGGGCCCAAUCGCCUUUGAGGACGUGGCUGUGGAUUUCUCCCUGGAGGAGUGGGUUCUCCUGAAUCCGGAUCAGAAAGCCUUGCACAAGCAGAUCAUGGAGGAGAUGAAUGGGAUUGUGGACUCUCUCGUAGAUAACGGGGAGAAGAGCCAUGUAUGCACCAAGUACAGGAAGCAUUUGGGACACAACUGGGCCUUUCGUCGAGACCAGCAAGCCCACAGAGAAGAUGGAGGUUCUGCCAGAGAAAGGCCCGACAAAUGCCGUGGAGGUCCUAGGAGUCCAUUCCAGGAGUAG
Messenger RNA from Anolis carolinensis (green anole), 460 nucleotides. RefSeq names its product zinc finger protein 586-like. The transcript has 4 exons. Lineage: Eukaryota; Metazoa; Chordata; Lepidosauria; Squamata; Anolidae. Gene Ontology annotation, biological process: regulation of DNA-templated transcription. The record is from RefSeq and is a predicted model, not a curated record. Bases 107 to 460 code for a protein of 117 amino acids.